AGCUACUUUCCUCUAAAAAUUGUUUCUCGCCGGAACCAUGACCUCGUCGGUUCUUCUAGAGCGUCAUCGGGCCUUUUCGAGUCUUCUAUGUAAGUUCAUAUUCUCGCGUUCUAUGGGCGGUGGUCCUCGGACCUUCCCCGGAGGCAUUAACAAGUGGCAAUGGAAGCGAAUGCAUGAGAAACGGGCUAAAGAGAAGGAGAAAAGGCUUCUCGAACAGGAGAAGCAGCUCUACCAGGCUCGAGUUCGUUCUGAAAUACGCUCCAAGCUUGCUGGUGAUUACGAAAUUUCGAAGAAUUCUGACCCUUCUACCAGUUACUCCCCAAUGAGCCCUAGUGAGCAUAUUCAUGCCCUAGCUAAUAGGUUCAUGAAAGAAGGAGCGAUUGAUUUGUGGAAUGAAGAUGAUGGUCCAUUGAAGACUCCGAUACCGAGGCCGCAAUUGCACGGAGGAUUACGACGGAUUGCAUCAAAUGAUCGGAGUGGAUUUAUUAGAUCGCCUAUUGAUGUCAAGAAGUUGUUAACGGAGAAACAUGAUGGAUUAGAAGGGCCUCAGAAUAUGGGAUUGGGAAACUUGAACGGCGAUAAUUUGAAGGGUAGGAGCUAUUCAGUGCAAACUCGAAGGAGCUUCCGCAGAAAUGAGAGCUCAUCGAGUGACGAUGACACGGGGUUUAACUCAGGUGUCGAUUCAGUAAAACCUUUUGUGCAUAAGUUAGCACGUAGCUCUGAUAAAAAUGUGAAAUCAAGAAAUCUUAACAGUGUUAGCAAUGACAGGAAGGCUGUAGCUCAGGGGAAGAUGAAAUUUUGGAGAAAAGGGAGUUCGUCAAGCGAUGAUGAUUCAGAAGACGAAAUGGAUAAUGUGGAUAAGGAUUUGAGAAGUUGGAAGGAUUUGAGAACUGGGAGUAGUGCUUCCUUGGGGAAGUUUGAUCUGAAAAAGAGGAGGGUACCUCUAAAACCAUAUGGUGAAGAAAGUGAUUUUGCUGAGCAAGUUCAGCUGCUUAGACAUGAACUCAGCAAGAAGAAUGCAGCUGAAGACGAAGGUGAUAAGAACAAGGAGACAAUUUUCACUCAGAAAAGAUUUGACGAGUGUGGCAUAUCUCCGCUGACAGUCAAAGCACUUUCUUCCGCUGGAUAUGUCCGAAUGACUCGUGUACAAGAGGCUACUCUAUCUCUUUGCCUUGAGGGGAAGGACACCUUGGUUAAGUCAAAAACUGGCAGUGGAAAGAGCGUUGCUUUUCUGCUUCCUGCCAUUGAAGCAGUUUUGAAGGCUGCAUGUAGCAGCAGUAAUCAAAGGGUGCCUCCAAUUUCUGUUCUGAUUCUCUGCCCCACCAGGGAACUUGCUAGUCAAAUUGCUGCAGAAGCAAUUGCUCUGCUAAAGUACCAUGAUGGUAUUGGAGUGCAAACGUUAGUUGGAGGCACUCGAUUCAAAGAUGAUCAGAAACGACUAGAAUCAGUUCCCAGCCAGAUUAUAGUUGCUACUCCUGGUAGAUUGCUGGACCAUGUUGAGAAUAGGUCUGGCUUGUCUGUGCGACUGAUGGGAUUGACAAUGCUUAUUCUUGAUGAAGCUGACCUGUUAUUGGACUUGGGAUUUCGGAAGGACAUUGAGAAAAUUGUUGACUGCUUGCCCCGCCGAAGGCAGUCCCUGAUGUUCUCUGCAACUAUUCCAAGGGAGGUCCGGCGGAUAUCUCAGCUAGUUUUGAAAAGGGAACAUGUCUUUGUUGAUACUGUGGGCCUUGGUUGUGUGGAAACUCCUACUCAGGUCAGGCAGUCGUGUCUUAUAGCACCACAUGAAUCGCAUUUUCAAAUUGUAUGCCAUCUUUUGAAGGAACAUAUCUCGUGCACUCCCGAAUACAAGGUUAUAGUUUUCUGUACAACAGGGAUGGUAACAUCACUCUUCUACGUGCUUUUCCGGGAAAUGAAAAUGAACGUCAGAGAGAUGCACGCCAGGAAGCCUCAACUUUAUCGAACACGUAUCUCCGAUGAAUUCAAACUGUCAAAACGGCUCAUUCUUGUUACAUCUGAUGUUUCAUCUCGUGGUAUGAAUUACCCUGACGUUACCUUGGUCAUACAGGUGGGCAUACCAUUUGACAGGGAGCAAUAUAUACAUCGUCUUGGACGAACAGGACGUGAAGGCAAAGAAGGUCAAGGUAUCUUGUUGAUUGCACCAUGGGAGGAAUAUUUCCUGGAUGCGUUAAAAGAUCUGCCUCUUGAAAGAUGCCCUCUGCCCCAGUUGGAUUCAGGCUUAAAGCUAAAGGUAGAGGAAUCAAUGGCAAAGGUUGAUACCUCCAUCAAAGAAGGUGCAUAUCAUGCAUGGCUAGGUUAUUACAACUCAAUCAGAGAAAUUGGCAGGGAUAAAACCACUCUGGUUCAGCUUGGCAAACAAUUCUCCGAGUCAAUUGGUCUUCAAAAGCCACCUGCUCUUUUCAGGAAGACAGCCCUAAAGAUGGGUUUGAAAGAUAUACCCGGCAUAAAAAUUCGGAAGUAGUUUUUGCACGGUACGAACAUCAAUUUCGUGUUCGUUUAUCACACAUAAUCAGGAAAGGAAUGAGAAUAUUUCUUGACACCCAAGGUACACAUUCAAACAGAAGUGCAAGAUCUAAGUCAUUUUGCCCAUAUGCGUGCAGGUUCGUUUAUCUUAAUCAUCGACGUGCUUCAAUCAUUUUUUUUUACCUUGCCUUUAUACUUCAUAAGCAUUUUUGCCAUUUAAUUUAGACAAGUAGCUGAAAACUGAUGAGUAGUUGUUCCUUACUAAAAUUGAAGUUGAAGCUCUAAUGUAAAUCAAUAUAAUUGAAUCCCAUAGCUACUUUAUGUAUAUUGUUCUUCUUUUGUACUCCAAACCUUUCUGUAUUACUUAAUGAAAAGUGCAAGAAAUGGACUGCUUUAAACAA
Molecule: messenger RNA, 2882 nt
Organism: Cucurbita moschata (crookneck pumpkin)
Lineage: Eukaryota; Viridiplantae; Streptophyta; Magnoliopsida; Cucurbitales; Cucurbitaceae
Product: probable DEAD-box ATP-dependent RNA helicase 48
Exons: 10
Coding region: 38-2479 (813 amino acids)
Molecular function (GO): nucleic acid binding; RNA helicase activity; ATP binding
Source: RefSeq, a predicted model, not a curated record